AUGGAUUCCGAUGAGAUAGUACCUCCUGAGGCUUCUCAGAAUGUUUUACCAGAGAAAGACCUGGACGAGAAGUACCCCAACCGCCCGCAUAACCGCGCCCCGACACUUGCCUUCCACGAGCUAUACCUCGGCCUAUUCAACCCCCUGAGCGAGAUCAAAAAGAAACCCACGGGGCCAGCACCGGCCCGUCGAAAAGUUGGGCCGCAAGGCAAAGACUCCGCGAGCCUCAAUCCGUUCGAGCGCCGGCGUGAUGUCAUCGAACGAUUCAUCUCGCGAUGGCGCAAAGAAGUCGGCGACGACAUCUACCCGGCCUUCCGACUCAUUCUGCCUGAUAAAGACCGGGACCGACCCAUGUACGGAAUCAAGGAGAAGGUCAUUGGAAAGAUGCUAGUAAAGAUCAUGAAAAUCAACAAAGAGUCGGAGGACGGGUACAAUCUACUGAAUUGGAAGCUGCCGGGCCAGACCGCUGCCACGCGCAUGGCUGGCGACUUUGCCGGCCGGUGUUACGAUGUCCUGUCCAAGCGUCCCAUGCGCACCGAGCCCGGUGAUAUGACCAUCGCCGAGGUCAACGACAAACUGGACAAGCUCUCUGCGGCCUCGAAGGAGGACCAGCAGCUGCCGAUUCUCGCGGAAUUCUAUCGACGCAUGAACCCCGAAGAGCUCAUGUGGCUUAUUCGCAUCAUCCUGCGCCAGAUGAAGGUCGGGGCUACGGAGCGCACGUUUUUUGAUGUGUGGCACCCCGACGCUGAGAACCUGUACAGCAUCUCCAGCAGCUUGCGCCGUGUGUGCUGGGAGCUGCACGAUCCCAAUAUCCGGCUCGAGGCCGAGGAUCGCGGGAUUUCUUUAAUGCAAUGUUUCCAGCCGCAGCUGGCUCAGUUCCAGAUGCAUUCGUUCGACAAGAUGGUUGCGCGCAUGCGACCAACCGAGGAGGAUCGUGUGUUUUGGAUUGAAGAGAAGCUGGACGGAGAGCGCAUGCAGCUUCAUAUGGCGCCCGACGAGUCGGUACCUGGUAGCCGGAGAUUUGGGUUUUGGUCACGCAAAGCCAAGGAGUAUACAUAUCUCUAUGGAAACGGCAUUGAGGACGAGAACGGUGCUCUGACAAGGCAUCUUAAGGAUGCCUUUGUGGACGGCGUACAGAGCCUCAUUUUGGAUGGCGAGAUGAUUACCUGGGAUCCCGAGCAAGAUGCUCCCGUUCCUUUCGGCACGCUGAAGACUGCGGCUCUGGCAGAACAGCGUAAUCCCUUUUCGAAUGGGCCUCGACCUUUGUUCCGCGUGUUUGAUAUGCUCUACCUCAACGGGCGCGACCUAACCAAAUACACUCUCCGUGAUCGCCGCAAUGCCCUGCAGAAGACUAUCCGCCCGGUUCAUCGCCGCUUCGAAAUCCACCCGUACGAAGAAGCCACCACUACUACGGAAGUUGAGACAUCCUUGCGCAAGGUGGUUGCCGAGGCUUCAGAAGGUCUUGUGCUGAAAAACCCGCGCUCUCCUUACCGACUAAACGAGCGUCACGACGACUGGAUGAAAGUCAAGCCAGAGUACAUGACCGAGUUCGGCGAGUCUCUAGAUGUCGUCGUUGUCGGCGGAUAUUUUGGUUCUGGUCGUCGAGGAGGCGCAUUGUCGAGUUUCCUGUGUGGCCUCAGAGUUGACGAUGCCCAUUUUUCUCAGGGCGAGAAGUCUAUGAAAUGCUGGUCCUUCUGUAAAGUCGGCGGAGGAUUUACUGCGGCUGAUUACCAGGAAAUUCGACAUCACACGGACGGUAAGUGGAAAGAGUGGGAUGCAAAACGACCGCCGACUGCAGUUGUCGAGCUAGCUGGGGGCGAUGCCCAGCACGAGCGUCCCGAUAUGUGGAUCAAACCCUCUGAUUCGGUCGUGCUUUGCGUGAAAGCCGCGUCUGUGUCUGUCAGCGACCAGUUCCGCAUGGGACUGACCUUGCGCUUUCCUCGCUUUAAGAAGCUGCGCAAGGACAAGAACUGGGAGUGUGCUCUUUCGGUCCAGGAGUUCUUGGAUCUCAAGUCGAAUGCGGAGCAGGAGCACCGCGAUAAAGAGUUCUCCGUGGAUAACUCUCGGAGGAAGCGAGUCAAGAGAACUACUAAGAAGCCGCUGACUAUUGCCGGGUAUGAGGAGAAGGACAGUACACAGUAUCUGGGACCUUCGGGCCAUGUGUUUGAUGAGCUGAACUUUUUCGUUUUGACCGAGUCUACUAUGCCAGAGAAGCGAUCAAAGACUGAGCUCGAACAGCUGGUGAAAGCCAAUGGCGGCAAAAUCUACCAGACCAACACUGCCGCCCCGGAUACUAUCUGCGUCGCCGAACGAAGAACGGUAAAGGUAGCUUCGUUACAAAAGAGCGGCCAGUCGAAUAUCAUCCGUCCGUCAUGGCUCCUUGACUGCGUCUCGCAGAACACGAAGGAUGCAGGAUUACCUGACUUUCUUCUCCCGUUUGAACCCAGACACAUGUUCUUCGUGAUGGAAGACAAGAAAGAUGAAAUUACUGGGAACGUUGAUCUGUUCAUGGACAGCUAUGCCCGUGAUACGACAGUUGACGAGCUCAAAGACAUCCUCAAGCAGAUGGAACAGAAACAGGAACCAACAAACCAAUCCCUCGAUGCCCAUGCAGCGCAAAAGGUCGAAGCCCAUAUCCAAGAGAAAAUCGACGCGGGCUACACUGCGCCCUGUGGCUGGCUAUUCCGCGGCCUAACACUGUUCUUCCCCUCGCCAUCAAAGCCCCGAAAAACACACUGCGACGAAGGGGACAUAUCCGGCUACGAUGCGGCGAGCAUGGAAGAUCCUCGUCUACGUCUAGCUCGCAACACCGCUCGAUUCGCAGGCGCGCAGAUUGCUACCUCGCUGAACAGUUCAAUUUUGACACAUGUUGUUGUCAACUCGGAGUCUGUGUCAUCAGCAGAUAUCUCUUCUCUGCGAGGAUCGCUGGCUGCGAGGCUGGGGAAAAAGGUGCCAUAUCUGGUUGGGCUGGGGUGGUUGGAGGAAAGUUGGGACAAUGGGACGCUGCUGGACGAGGAGAGAUUCCAGGUUCGAUGA
Molecule: messenger RNA, 3036 nt
Organism: Penicillium alfredii
Lineage: Eukaryota; Fungi; Ascomycota; Eurotiomycetes; Eurotiales; Aspergillaceae
Product: DNA ligase (ATP) DNL4
Exons: 7
Coding region: 1-3036 (1011 amino acids)
Biological process (GO): double-strand break repair via nonhomologous end joining; nucleotide-excision repair, DNA gap filling; DNA biosynthetic process
Cellular component (GO): DNA ligase IV complex
Molecular function (GO): ATP binding; DNA binding; DNA ligase (ATP) activity
Source: RefSeq, a predicted model, not a curated record